GAGGAGGAGCGCGAGCGCGUGCUACAGCCACGCCGGCGGCGCGCGCCGAGGCGGGCGCAGAGCGGCAGGGACGGCGGCGGCUGCGGAGCCGGCGGGGGAAGCGGCGGCAGCGCUGGCUCGCGCUCUCCCUCCGCCAACCGCCAGCCCGCGCGCCCGAGUUCGUAGAUGGGGCUGAGCGGCGCCCGCUGAGGAGGGGACGGGGAGCGGGAGCCGGUGCCAGCGUCAGCAGCCAUGCAGCAGGUCCUGGAUAACCUGACUGAUCUGCCAACAUCGACAGGCGCUGAAGAAAUAGACCUGAUUUUUCUUAAAGGAAUUAUGGAAAACCCUAUUGUAAGAUCACUUGCUAAGGCACAUGAGCGACUGGAAGAUUCUAAACUUGAGGCUGUCAGUGAUAACAACCUGGAGCUGGUGAAUGAAAUUCUUGAAGACAUCAGUCCCUUAGUAAAUAAAGAUGAAAAUAUUGCAGAAUUGGUUGGAAUACUCAAGGAGCCUCAUUUUCAGUCACUCUUGGAAGCACAUGAUAUUGUGGCUUCAAAAUGUUACGAUUCCCCUCCUUCUAGCCCAGAAGUCAAUAAUGCUUCAGUGAACAACCAGAUUGUUCCAGUAGAUGCUAUUCGUAUCCUUGGAAUUCACAAAAGAGCAGGAGAACCACUGGGUGUUACGUUUAGAGUUGAGAACAAUGAUCUGGUAAUAGCACGAAUUCUUCAUGGCGGAAUGAUAGAUCGACAAGGUCUUCUGCAUGUAGGUGACAUUAUUAAAGAGGUGAAUGGCCAUGAGGUUGGAAACAAUCCAAAAGAAUUGCAGGAACUGCUGAAAAAUAUUAGUGGCAGUGUCACUCUGAAGAUUCUCCCCAGCUACAGAGACACUGUUAUUCCUCAACAGGUUUUUGUGAAGUGUCAUUUUGAUUAUAAUCCAUAUAAUGACAACCUCAUCCCAUGCAAAGAAGCAGGUUUGAAAUUUUCUAAAGGAGAAAUUCUUCAGAUUGUAAACCGGGAAGAUCCAAAUUGGUGGCAGGCUAGUCAUGUCAAAGAAGGAGGAAGUGCAGGGCUUAUUCCUAGCCAGUUUCUGGAAGAGAAGAGAAAGGCCUUUGUUAGGAGAGACUGGGACAACUCAGGGCCUUUCUGCGGAACAAUAAGCAGCAAAAAAAAGAAAAAGAUGAUGUAUCUCACUACAAGAAAUGCAGAAUUUGAUCGUCAUGAAAUCCAGAUCUAUGAGGAAGUAGCCAAAAUGCCUCCUUUUCAGAGGAAAACACUGGUCUUAAUUGGGGCCCAAGGAGUGGGGCGAAGAAGUUUGAAGAACAGGUUUAUAGUACUGAAUCCCACUAGGUUUGGAACUACAGUGCCAUUUACUUCACGAAAGCCAAGGGAUGAUGAAAAGGAUGGGCAAGCAUACAGAUUUGUGUCACGGGCUGAAAUGGAGAUGGAUAUUAAAGCUGGCAGAUAUUUAGAGCAUGGAGAAUAUGAAGGAAAUCUUUAUGGCACCAAAAUUGAUUCCAUCCUUGAAGUUGUUCAGACAGGGAGGACCUGCAUCUUGGACGUGAAUCCUCAGGCCCUGAAAAUACUGAGGACUUCAGAAUUCAUGCCCUAUGUAGUGUUUAUUGCUGCUCCAGAGUUGGAGACUUUGCGUGCCAUGCACAAGGCUGUGGUAGAUGCUGGAAUUACAACCAAACUUCUCACUGACACUGAUUUGAAAAAAACAGUGGAUGAAAGUGCACGGAUCCAGAGAGCAUACAACCACUAUUUUGAUCUGACCAUUGUAAAUGACAACCUAGACAAAGCCUUUGAGAAGCUACAGACUGCUAUCGAGAGACUGAGGCUGGAACCACAGUGGGUCCCAAUUAGCUGGGUAUAUUGAGAUUUCUCAAGAGGAGCUUAAGUAACAAAUAAAAUCAACUGCAGCAAAUAUGCUAAUGCGACGUGUAGAUACCGACGAUAACCUAUGGCACCUGUGCAUUUUUACUCUGUAUAUUCAAAAGUACACUGUUCUGAAUUUUUAUAAAAAUGUCGAAGGGAAAGUGUACUUAAAUAUGUAAUUUAUUUUAAUUUUUCUAACUUUUUACAGAUAACCUUUCUAUUCAUAUCACAUGAAGGAAAUGCGUUUAAGCAUUUUUAUAUGUUUUGAUUUAGUACCUUUGCCUUUUUCAUCUAAGAAACUUUCAGUCAUUCACUUCAACAUUUACAUCUUGGUCUUACAUUUUCACUGUGAUUAAAAAAAGGAUACUUGAAACAAUUUUUGUAAAACUUGUUAACGUCAGUGUUUAACUGGUCAAAAGUCUAUAGCUCUUCUUAGGAAAGAACACUAAUUUCUUUGGGGUUUUUUUCUUCCUUAAAAAAAAUAGUAAUUUCAUGGGAGCAGAAUUUUAAAUACUAAAAGCAGCAACCAACACACAGCUCCAUUGCUGCAGCUUCUUUCGGCUUAAUGUUGGUGCAUUCUUGAUGUUUCACAAAUUCUUGAUGUCUCUUGAUUUAGACAACUGUUGUAUAGGUUCCCUUAUACGUGUCUCUUAAAUAACGUAAAGCAAUACUUUGUAAGCUGCUUAUUAGGCUGUUCUUGGGAGCCAACCUGUUAGCCCAUUAUGGUUGAAAAACUGACAUUAGAAAGCUUGUACACAAGAUAAUUCAGUGCAAUUUGAAUAAUGGUGAAGUAGCCUGAGAGAGAACCUGAUAACGUGGAGCCUUGUAGAGUGACGCUUAAGGUUUAGGACUAUUUAUUCACACUUGUGAAAACACAUUGCUUUAAAAAAAAAAAAAAAAAGGCAUUUUCUUUUCUUAGGAUAUUGUUCAAUAUUUGUAUAGUGAUCUGUGGCUUAAUUUCCUGUGAUAUCUAGCUGGGUUCUAUAUUAUCUUUUUGAAUAUUUGUGUGUGAUCAACUGCUGUAUUUUUAGGAGUGUGAUGUAAUGAAUUUCUGUGCUUUUUGUUGCAUUGUUUUUAGUUGUAUUUUUCAUUAGAUAGCUUGUGAAUUGGAAGCUUACUGCUAAAAAGCAAUGUUGUUUAUACCUUUCUGUUUUACAACAUAUUUCCUUUUGUUUAGUGACAGUUCUCCCCUUAGUAGGCUCAUUGAUAUAAUUUGUAUUAGGUUCAAGUUAAUUUAUCAAAACUUAUGCUGAUGUAAAUUUCUGCUUAACAAGAACAAAAUGAAAAUAUAGCUUGUCACUAAGACUAGCUCUUUUUAUGACCAUAUUUUAUAUUAUAAUGUCAGCUGUUGUAUAUAGUAACAUUCACCAUCACUUACCAGGUUAGGUGUCUAAACUGAAGUCAUCUAUUUGUUUAAUUUCUCUUCCAUCUGGUGACAGGCACCUGGCUUCUGAAUUCUUUUUCAACACCAAAGUGUGACACAGAAUGCUAUCAAAAGGCAAGUUCCUCAGAAGUAUUUCUGAAGGAAAAGAGGCUUAGACACUGUAAAACAGUAUUGCUUCCUGGGGCUCUUAAAGAUUUUAUGUGCACAAGGAAAAGGAAAAUGGAGUUGGUGCAGUAUAGGAAAAGUGUAAGUCUCAAAAAACCCCUCAAAACACCUGUAUACUACAGAUGAUUUUUACAAAGCCUAUAAAGUUGGUUGUUGUGGGGGGAAAGUGUCAGGGGGAGCUUGAGAUCCUAGUGUAUGUGGAAAAUAUUAGUUGAAACUGUGUAUAGCGCAGGUCAUCUUUGUGGCUCUUAAUACUGAGAUUUCAGUCUUUUAGAGGGAAUCUGAAAUUCUCAAAGGAAAAUUUGUACCACAACUUUGGUUUAUUGUUACACUUUCCAGGAUGUGUUUUCUCUGGUUUUGUUUAAGUUUGGCAGAGCUUUUAAAUGUGGCACCAGCAUGAGACUUUUCUUUUCCUUUCCCAGGAGACAUGUUCUGUGAUCCUAUUGCUCAGAGGCUGCUUUGAGAAAUGGAUUGUGUUGAAUGUAGCAGCAGUGAUAGCAGAGCCAUUGCUUGACUAUUUUAAUGAUUUGCUAUUGGCACUAGAUGCUGAACAUGACUAAACUGUGUUUGUAUACUGUGUAAUAGGAGACCUACAUAUGGUGUAAAUAAGAUGUGCUAUCUGGACAGAUAUGAUGCCUUUUCAUUAUCAGUUAGAAAAUACUCUAUUUGUGAUGCCAAAAGUGGGCCGAGCUCACUCUUCCCUAAUGAAUGGAAUGAGAAGAUUCUUCAGUUUCCACACCAUAGUACGUUAUAUUGCAAAUAUCACUUAUUUCCAUCUUUUUUUCCAUAAAUUUACUUAACCAAAUGAAACACACGAAACAUGGGCACCAAGGUUUAGUCAGGAAAACCUCUCUGCUCCUUCUAUUUCCAUCCCAGGGAGAAUACUGUCCUCCCUAGUUAGCAAUCCCCAAACAGCCAUGUAUUUGCUAAAGCCUAAAGCUUUAGUUUUUGCUACAGGUACACAUAGCUUUUUUAAAUCAAGCAGCUAGCACAGUGGAGCCUAGUGGCUGACCAUUUGGUGGUGUUAAUGUAGAUGCUAAUGAAAGUACAAUUCUGAAGCAAUAAGAGAAGAUGGCUUGCUUAGGUUGCAUGCAAAGAUCACAGGUUUUAAUUGGAUGUCCACCUGCAGGUUUUAAGGGGAAAAAAAAAAAACCCCAAACACCACACUUCUUGCAUCUAUUUGGUAAAUCUUGAAAAUUGAGAGUUCAGAUUGGCAGGUCUAUAAUGUUGGGAGGGGAGAGGGGUUGUUUUGUUUUUUAGCAAAAUCAGGUUUUCAUCAGAUAUCCUGCUUAGUUUGUCACUACCUGGUAGAUGACUAGAAUGAGAAUGACAGUUACUUUUUUUUUAAAAAAGAGCAUUCUUGGAGGUUCUUAGAAUGAUGGUGCCAUUUCAGUUAUAUACACAGCAGUGAAAGUCUCUACCUGUCAGGGUAUGCUAGAUCAGAUGUUAGAUAAGAGACCUGUAUAUUGUGCAAUUAGGGAAGAAAGACACUAUGAAAGGCUAGUUUUGAGCAAGUGAAAAUAUUUCAUGUAACAGCUGUUUGAAGUAUUUUGGAGGAGUUAAAAUAACUAGGAUUUCAUGUAUAUCAUUCUGUACUAAAAAUUAAUUUUCCAGAUACUAACAGGAAAACUUUUUACAUUUGACUGUUAAUGAUAACAAUAGGUGUGUCUGAGCGAGGUGAAGAUGCUGCUAAAUGUUUAAGAUAUGUGGUAUGUAUCACAAGAUAAAUAUUUAAGUAGUUUAGAAAAGUAAAUUAUCAAAUAGUUGUCUGUGUAUAUGUAUGUAUGUGGAUGGUGAAACAAAAAAUGCUCACCUCUGCUAUCACAUUACUAAGCUACCAUGACUUAAUCCAGAAAUGUGCAUGUGAGACUUUAAACUGGUACACUUCUCUACCUGGUUUAUUGUGUUUACUAAUGUAUAUUUUUCUAAAUAUACAGAUAUUUCAAUCUAAAAAUUCUAUAUUUAUCUGUAAUUUCUAUCUGUUUUGGACAGUGCAUGAGGUGCUGUAAAAUUCUGUACAUAUAAGAGACUUAUAGAAGAAACACUGUAGUUGCCCUGUGAAUGAAAAGUUGUACAUAAAAGUACAGUCAGUAUGCCAAGACCCAUAAAUUAUUUCCUUAAAUGCACCAAAAAUUCCCUUAAGUGUGCACCAGUCUCAACAUUCAUGUAAAUACUUUGGUGCAUAUGUACCCAAGUGAUUACCUUUCUGUCUCUAAAUGUUACACUAGCAGGUCUACUUUACGUUCUACAUCAUGUGACAAGAUGCAGUCAAUUAAAAGUUUAGUGGGAUAAAUAUAAUGGGAUAUGUCAUCUUGCAUAGAUUUAGAAAGGUCUUUCAAAAUGUUCUGCAAAUAUAAAAUGAAGGUAAAAUUGCAGAAGAAUCAGCGAUGUAGGCAAGGGAAAUUGAAUUUAUAACCAAUGCAGUAUCCUUAACUUGUGCCGUGUUCUCAGAUCAGUGCAGCUCUGUGUACUUAGUUGUACAAAAGCUUUGUGGACAAGGAUGGAAGAUCAGCUCAUCACUUCUGAAUUUGUGUUUAUAUGAACUGUCACAUCUUGGAUAGGCUCAAAAUGUGACACGAUUUUCCCAAUCCUCUAUACUCACAACUCUAACUCAUUGCAUCUUCUAAAAUCAUACCUAAAUGACUUGCUGUACAAAUUGCCUGCAGCUCAGCGUUCAGGAAGUCAUCUGGGUUUUGCUUUGUUUUGUUUUGAAGAGGGUGAUUCAGAUAAGAAACAGGAAACUUUUUUCUCUUCGAAACACAGAAAAUUCCUGACUAGGUACCCUUUGGAGCCAAGCUUGCCUCUCUGCUAUUCUUAAGGACCAGUGGAGAAUGAUCAAGUAGAGCACCACUCCAGAAAUGAGGCGAUGAGCUAUAAUUGUGAACAUAAACAAAUUCAAAUUUCCUUUACCUAUUCCUUGGUUUCCCAUCCAGGCUUCCUCUGUCUGGCUUCUUCAUUCAGACUGAACGUUGAGGCAGAUGCUGUUUCUCAGUUCAUCUAUAGCGCGUACGGCAGUCAGUCGAUUCCCCCUCGCUCAUUGCGCCUGUAGGUACAGCUUCAAGACAAACUACAGGUGGAGGCCUGUUGCAUCUGUCAUGCAAAUGCGUAUAGACUGUUUGCUUCAUGCAGGGCUUCUUGGCUCACCCAAGUUCUGAAGAGUUGAAGUACCGUAGUGUUGUUGCCAAACUUUAUACUACUUUUGCAAAAGUGGUGAGACCAAUUUAUUGUUGCCUAGGUAGUGGUUAUUGCAUACAAAGACUUGUAGUCUCCUAGGCCUCUUGCCUUAAAUACCCCUCCAGCUGUCAGUCCCUCCCUACACAAAACCUCUCCUGGGCCAUUAAAAGGAUUUCUGUAGUUAAAGGCACUGCCAUUUGCUUUCUCUGAUGGACUGUCAUUAUGAAAGGUGGUGAAGUCCUGGCCCUUUUUUUUUUUUUUCUCCUGAGUUUCUUUUUUUGGCCUACCCUGUUUGGUUUUCAUGUGUGUUUAACGAGCUUACUGAUGGGAAUUGUCUGGGAUUCUUAGCUUGUGUCCUGUAGAGGAAACAGUGGUCAACAGAAACAUUGGUAUAUAAGACUGGUGUAACUUACUGGUUUUAGUCCCAAGAGAGAUUUUAAAAAAAAAAAAAAAAGAGUGAAAACACUUGUAAAAUAACCAAUUUUCAGAGGCAGCUUUGGCUUCCAGACAUAUGAAAAGUACACUCAUGUGCGCGCACACACACACAUAUAAAUAAAACUUAGGGGUAAUUCAGACAGUAUCUGCUAAUUUACCUGAAUUCUCCAUGCUGGGAUACUAUUCCACAACUGUCACAUUUUAAACUGCUGAAUUCUCAGUUCAUUUGCUGGUACUGCAGCUGGAAUUUACCUGUACAGGCUUAAAAACAAACUCCAGCUUGCUGAAGGCUGUUAAGCAGUUUCACCUCCAAAUAGAAUUUUUUUUCUUUCAGCAGGGUCUCAGCAAUAUAUUUAUAUUUUAUAGGAUAAAUUACACUUGAAGUAAAUGUCAAUUUUGUUCUCAAUAUUUUUAACCCUUUCUCGUGCUAGUUGGGUAUGGAGUUCCUUUUGCUGCUAAGGCAGUGGUUGGUUGUGGAAUACUUAUUGACCAACCUGCAAGGCUAACAUAGUUCAAGUAGUCCUGGAAACACUUUCUCCCAUUUAUCCUUUUCCUUUUAAUGUCAUUAGCUCCAUGUUAAUGUUGUCCCUGCAAGUUUGCCUGUCUUCACAGCUGAUCCAGGUAUUACUUCCUAAGUAGUCAACCUUACCUAGAGUACAGUAAACCCUCUUCCAAAAACCCAAGUAACUUUUCUGUUAUUUGAUCUCUUACAGGAUACAUAGUGUAGAGCAAAAUGAAUGGCACUGCUCUGUAUUCUGGGGGUGGCAGCAAAAUUGUUGGCUGCAAAACCAAAUUUUUUUUGACUGAUUUUUGUUGGUUUAGGUCUUUCUUGUACACAAUUAUAUAUGGUGAUAACUGUUGAAAUGUAUUUCUCCCCCUUUGAAAAUGCAUGUUGAACAUUCCUUCCCCUCCCUCAUCAUAUAUUGCCUGUGUGUAACAUUUGUGUGCUGUGGUAUAAGAAGGGGGACAGCUUCCUUAGGUUUUAAAGUACAAAAAAGUUUGCCGCUCUCCCACCCCAAACUGGGGUAGGUUAAGUGUUUGGAUUUAAAUGUGUAUCAGAAUUCUGUCACCGUGCAUUUCCUUACCUUGCUUCUUCUCACAAUUGUUUUUGCCUGUUGGAAGCUCUUGUGGUUUUUUUUUUUUUUUCUUCUACAGCAUAUUAAAUUAAACUGGAUUUGACAUUUGUAAAACUUUAAAAACUGCUCUCCUGUAAAAAAAAAUACUCUUUCUUCAGCUGAAAACAUCCUACAGAAAAAAAAAAUCUUAACUAUUAGCUAAACUUUCUAAUGUAAACCUGCAAUUGAUUUAGUACCUAAUUGUUUGAAUACAAUACUGUAGAGCAGGCCUAGGAGAUGGGACUUGUUAGCAUUCUGACUUCAUACUGAUAAAGUCAGCUAAUACAUAGGACAUUUUUAAAUUGCGACUUGUUUUCUAAAACCCCCCUUUUUCACAGCUAAUAUUUUCACAAUAAACACAGCCAAACAUAAAAAUGUUAAUGUACAAAUUGUGAAAUUCUGUUAAUUCCCAACAAAAUAUUUUUGUAUAUAAUAAAAAUUUAAUAUUGAAAAAAUGUAA
Messenger RNA from Aquila chrysaetos chrysaetos, 8586 nucleotides. It is a transcript of the gene PALS2, whose product is annotated as protein associated with LIN7 2, MAGUK family member. The record is from RefSeq and is a predicted model, not a curated record. The transcript has 12 exons. NCBI's taxonomy places the organism in Eukaryota, Metazoa, Chordata, Aves, Accipitriformes, Accipitridae. Gene Ontology annotation, cellular component: plasma membrane; cell-cell junction. Bases 232 to 1854 code for a protein of 540 amino acids. Gene Ontology annotation, molecular function: protein binding.